Messenger RNA from Hypomesus transpacificus, 1271 nucleotides. RefSeq names its product protein C-ets-1-like. Bases 1 to 1140 code for a protein of 379 amino acids. Gene Ontology annotation, molecular function: sequence-specific DNA binding; DNA-binding transcription factor activity, RNA polymerase II-specific. The record is from RefSeq and is a predicted model, not a curated record. The transcript has 7 exons. Gene Ontology annotation, cellular component: nucleus. Lineage: Eukaryota; Metazoa; Chordata; Actinopteri; Osmeriformes; Osmeridae. Gene Ontology annotation, biological process: regulation of transcription by RNA polymerase II; cell differentiation.
AUGGACCCCCUGGAGGUCCCUCCCCUCACCCCCACCAGUAAGGAGGUCCUGACCCAGGCCGUCAAGGCCACCUUUGCCGGCUUCUCCCUGGAAAGGACCACCAUGCACUUCCCUCAAGAUCCUAACUUGUGGUCAGAAUGGGAGGUGAGCCACUGGCUGGACUGGUGCCAGGCUGAGUUCGGCCUGCAAUGCCUGGGCCCAGAUUUGAGAGGCAUGCCUGGGAGCGAGCUCUGUGCGCUGGAUAGAGAGGCCUUCCUAGGUCUGAUCUCCGACUGCACAGCCGGGGAGAUCCUAUGGGAGCACCUGGACACCAUGAGAAGAGAGUGUGAAUAUGAAUAUGGUUCUCCUCUGACUCUCUACACUCUGCCUUCUCACUGCCAGUCUCAGAUAAACAGAGACAGCUACUCAGAGCCCACCGGCAAACAGGACCACCACCCUCACUUUUCCUACGAUCCCUCGGACCCCUGUCCCCUCGCCCACAUGGAGCCAGCGAGCAUGCAGAACCAGGGUGGCUUCCUCCUCACACAUGGGGGACCCCACCGCCACCUGUCCCCUGUCACGCUUCUCAGAGAGAUUGAUUGUGAUUCAAGGGUUGAGGCCUUUCAUUACGAGGAGGCUGACAUCACUGGCUCCCUGGCCUGGACCAGUCCAAUCCAGGAUUUAGAGCAGGGGGUGGGAGACUGCAUGUCUGAGGACCCCUUUUCCUUGCCACACCAACACAGGAGCUUCAAAGAGUUUGUGGGGGACAGGACCGAUCUGGGUCAAGCUGUUGUACCAGCCGCCAUUUUGGCCGGCUACACAGGAAGUGGCCCCAUUCAGCUGUGGCAGUUCCUAUUGGAGCUUUUGACCGACCGCAGCUGUCAAUCAUUUAUCAGCUGGACAGGAGAUGGAUGGGAGUUUAAACUGACAGACCCUGAUGAGGUUGCACAGCAGUGGGGAAGAAGGAAGAACAAACCUAAGAUGAACUACGAGAAGCUAAGCCGUGGCCUGCGCUACUACUAUGACAAAAACAUUAUCCAUAAGACCUCAGGUAAACGCUACGUUUACCGUUUUGUCUGCAAUCUGGAAGGCCUCCUGGGCUAUGAACCCAGGGAGCUACACGCCAUGUUGGAUAUCACUGCAAACAAUGACCAGGACUGAGUGAUUUCCCUUACAGUAUAUAGAGCUAUACACUAUUUGUUUACAAAAUCACUUAUGGAAAGCUAUAAGCCAGUAAAAUCUUAGAACACCAUAUUUUAAACAGUAUGAUUACAGGCCACAUUUAUCAGUUA